CCGGGCUCGAGAGCACCAUGCCGUCCUCUCCGUUCCUCGCAUCAUCUUCACGCGUAGAGGGCCACACUCAUGUACUCCUCAUUACCACCGGCAGUGUCGCCGCGAUAAAGGCACCUCAAAUCGUAUCCGAACUACUGACCUAUCCGAACGUCUCAAUCCAGGUGGUGGCGACGAAGCCAUCUCUGACAUUUUUCAAUCAAGAGGAUAUCUGCAAACAAGAUGUGAACGUCUGGUUGGAUGAAGAUGAGUGGAGGCCAGACUACCGCAUUGGGGAUCCCAUAUUGCACAUAGAACUCCGUCGGUGGGCAGACAUUGUGCUUAUUGCGCCUUGCUCUGCAAAUACCAUAGCGAAGAUAGCAAAUGGUAUCUGCGAUAAUGUGGUCACAUCUCUUCUCCGAGCACUGGCACCCACAACACCAACUUACGUCUUCCCCGCGAUGAACACACUCAUGUAUGAACACCCACUUACAGAGCAACAUCUCCGCGUCGUACGGGAUGUCAUUGGCUACACCGUCUUGGGGCCUAUAUCGAAAGGCCUUGCAUGUGGGGAUGUUGGGGUAGGCGCCAUGUACGAAUGGCUCGACAUCGUCAAUGUUGUGGUGGAGAGGUUCAAUCUCAGGAAACAGUAGUAGUAUGCGUGAUUACGAGGUGACGACCUCCUAUUAUUGAGAUGGAGAUGCAACCCUCAGAGUGGCAGUGGUUAUGGCCGAAUAAUAUUUCUCGAAAUGGCUGGUUAUACGGACCCG
This is a messenger RNA of Stereum hirsutum FP-91666 SS1, 746 nucleotides long. Its product is annotated as flavo protein. Gene Ontology annotation, cellular component: phosphopantothenoylcysteine decarboxylase complex. Gene Ontology annotation, molecular function: FMN binding; phosphopantothenoylcysteine decarboxylase activity. Bases 18 to 629 code for a protein of 203 amino acids. The transcript is spliced from 4 exons. Lineage: Eukaryota; Fungi; Basidiomycota; Agaricomycetes; Russulales; Stereaceae. Gene Ontology annotation, biological process: coenzyme A biosynthetic process. The record is from RefSeq and is a predicted model, not a curated record.